AAAUGUCACAAGAUGGCACUGCAUGUGCUUUCAAAAAUCCCCAUCGGCCACCAUUGUUGAAGGCGAUUUUAUUCAAUACUUUGACGAAUUUUUGAUUUUUUGUGAUACUUUACGACGAAAUAUAACAUUUUAAUUAUAAAGGUAUGGUGCGCAUCAUCUAACAAGACGUUACCAAGAGAUUAUCGACUCCAAAAGUGAUUAUUUUCGAAACGUAGAUGCGUUCAAAAUGUCACGCGAAGUGAGCAUCAGAUUCGAGAACACCUUACCAUGCACGAAAUAAAUCUAGAUUUCUUUGAAAUAAGUGGUCAUACAUUGUGAGAGAGUGGAGUUCUCUGUGUGAACUAUUCAUGGGAUGCAGUGGUUAUCAGAAAAUUUAAUGUGCGCACAUGAAAACGUUUCGGAAGUUUCUGUACACGUCGUAAGGGAGCGCAGUUACGCGGGCGAAGGCUUCAAAGUUGCCGGCAUCAUUAUGGUGGACUGAGAGAGUGUUUGUUGUCUGAUUAGUGUUGAGUACGUGUUGUAAACAGUGCCGCGAGGAGCCGCGCACGAUGUCCGGCGGGUCGCAGCACAACCCGAACGGCCGACAGUCGCAGUUGGGCCCCGGUUGGAGCCCUCUGCAGUUACAGGUGGCAAACUUCCUGGCGCGCGCGCCCCAGGUGCACAUGGCUGCCGAACGCGGCGUCACGUGGCACACGCCGACGCCGCCGCCGCACCUCUACCACGUGCCGGCGCCUUCGCCCCCAGACCCUCUGCAGGCGAUGAAAAAUGCCGGCGGCAACUCGGUGUUCCGGCACACCGCCACCCCGCCGGAAUUGUACCGGCACACGCCGACCCCGCCGGAUAAACACUUGAUGAGACACACCCCUUCGCCGGGCGAUGUCAAAUCCGGAGCGUCCAUGCCACAGCCCGAGCUCUACCCACACUUGGGGCCUGGCAGAGACAAGCUAGUCCGGCCCGAGGAUCUGCUGGCAUACGCUCGCGUGGGUGUGGACUUGUCAUUGGCAGGCGCGCGCGCAGCCAACGGCUCGCCCGCGCCACAUCCAGCCUCGCCCGCGCUGUCUGUACGGGACGCGCCCACCAUCAACAGUCUCAUAGCACGCGCAGCACCGCGCCACGGGCACGCGCGGGUAGACGCGCUGCUGGAGCGGCUCGCGCCCGCGCCCGCCUCCCCGCACUCCGUCAUCGUGCACCCGCGCGCCGCGCCCACGCCCUCCCCGCCCUCCUCCAACGAGGAUUCGGCAGACUCAUGCGGCGCGCCGCCCGGCUCAAAGAGGAAACGAAAGCCGGAGCGGACGAUACGCGUCCCAGCCGCCCCCGCGCCCGCUGCGCCCUCCCCGCCGCCCCCGCGCCUCGCCCCGCCCACCCCCACCCCCGAACCCCCCUCCCUACCCGCCCCCCCUCCAGCCGUUGAACCCCCUCGUCCCCCCGAACCCCCGAAACCGACCGAGAACGGCGAAAUCAAAACGAACGGCCCCGAGAGACCCCCCUCCCCGCCGCCCCCGCCGCAACAACCAGCCCGGCCCCCCGCCCGGAGAAAAACCAGAUCAGGCUCCGCGGAAACCAUCGACGACAUCGCCGCCAUGAUCGCGUCCACCGACCGGCCGCCCGACGACCCAGUCAUCCCACCGGUCGUGUCAACCGAGCCGCCGGUGACGGUCGACAACCUGAAAAGCGUCUUAGCGAGCCCGGAACCGAAACCGGAGCCGGAGAUUCGGCAGUCGCCGCCGCAGAUCGAGGAAAAGCCUCCCGAAGCGCCGCCGGUCGAAGCGGCGGCUGCACCGCGGCGUCGGAACGCUCGGACCUCCAAUUCGGAAUCUGCAAACGUCCCAGUGGAGUCUCCAUCAGAGGCCAAGCCAGCCGAACCGGAGCCUGAUGCGCCUACUGCGGAGCCCACGGCUGCCAGCUUCGUGGAAGUGGAAAACCAGCUGGAGAAAAUGUUUGCGGGCAUCGAGGAGCCGUCGGCGGACAAGGCAGAUGACGGCAAGCCGCAGACGGCUAAGGCGAAGAAGCGGAGAAAAUCCGCGCCCACCAAAGGCGAGCGCAAAGCGUCCCGGCGCGCCAGCCGAAUGUCCACCGACGAGGGCGGUUUCCGACGCAAAGCCGCACGCAAGAAGGAGGCCGGCAAGAAGAAGGACAACAACAAGGACGCCUACGACUCCGGAUCCAACGCCAGCUCGGGUCGCUCCCGCGGGCCCUACAUACAGAUCCGCGGCCCGCGCGACUCUCCCUUAUCCGUAAGCGUGAUCAACGCGUCAACGGGCGAAGAGGAAGAAGCGUCACUGGGCCGGCGCAAGGGCGGCGAAGAAUUCCGCAACGGACUGCGAGCGCGGGGCCUUCACGCUAGCACGUUGGGGCUGCGAUAUGAUGCCACUACACCGGAUGUUACGUGGCUCUGCGUGUUCUGUGAACGGGGCCCUCACGCAGCAGGCUUGGGGGAUUUAUUCGGGCCGUAUACUGUGGAGACAGACUGCGAGGAAUAUAGAGCGCUGGACGAAGCGACGCGGCGGCGUUACACGACCGGCGCGGGCACGAGCGAGGUGUGGCUGCACGCGGCGUGCGGCGUGUGGGCCCCGGGAGUCGUGGCGGCGGGCGCGCGCGUGUGGGGACUGGCCCCAGCCGUGUGGGGCGCGCGCGCCGCCCGCUGCGGGCCCUGCGCGCGCCCCGGCGCCGCGCUCGCCUGCCGCGCCCGUCUGUGCCGCGCCCGCGUGCACCUCCCUUGCGCCGGCCCUGCCCGCUGGCAACUAGACGAGGACGCCUUCCAAGCGCUCUGCCCGCGACACGCGGCCGAACAAUAG
Messenger RNA from Ostrinia furnacalis (Asian corn borer), 2795 nucleotides. RefSeq lists its product as uncharacterized. Gene Ontology annotation, biological process: regulation of transcription by RNA polymerase II. The transcript is spliced from 10 exons. Lineage: Eukaryota; Metazoa; Arthropoda; Insecta; Lepidoptera; Crambidae. Gene Ontology annotation, cellular component: nucleus. The record is from RefSeq and is a predicted model, not a curated record. The coding region runs from base 549 to 2795 and encodes 748 amino acids.